AUGCUGAAAAUUUCCAAAAUUAUAAUUCUAAUUCUUCUGGUUUUCACGAGUACUGUAGUUUCGGAUAACUAUACAUGUAAUGCGUGUGGACAAAGAGUUUAUGGGACUUAUUUGCCAAAUGAUGUCCAAACUCUUAUCACAUUUGUGGAAUUGAUGUCUACAGUAAAAUUUUUUGAACUUUUCUGCACUACUACUGUCCAAGCAACAUUCUAUCUAUCAGUGGAGGAUUGUACCAACUACAUCGUGACCCCAUUCAGCUUCUUCUACCGUAUCUUUUAUGCCGUCGCAUUCCCAUUCAGAGACUACUACUGUCGUCCAUUCUGUGAUGGAGGCACUGGAGAGGACUAUGAACUAGUUCUUUGA
Messenger RNA from Caenorhabditis briggsae, 363 nucleotides. The transcript is spliced from 3 exons. NCBI's taxonomy places the organism in Eukaryota, Metazoa, Nematoda, Chromadorea, Rhabditida, Rhabditidae. The coding region runs from base 1 to 363 and encodes 120 amino acids. The record is from RefSeq and is a predicted model, not a curated record.